CAGACAGGGAUGUAGAUGGUUAUUAUAUGAGUCAUAAUGCAUAUCAGGAAACUGAGCAGACACGCCACAGCGAAACUUCUACUUCCUUCUUAGCAUCAUCUGUGUAUAUCACAUGUGUUUGUACAUGUAUGUGAAUAGAUAACGGUUGCGAGCAUUACUCAACACUGGGUCAUGUCAGCCACGACAUUCAUCUCCUGGCGUCUUAUAUAUCUGGCUGGGUGUGUUCUCCAGGGUGCCGUACUUAUGGAGAUCCAGACGAGUAGAGCCUGUUAUGGUACUGUUGGCCUUCCCUGCACUAAGCACAGCAUCAGAUGCAACCCCACCCAGAAGAUCGCCAUCGUUGACGCCUACUUCACCUUCAACAGAGAAUGUGGUGCAGGUAUCACUAACUGCCAAGCUGUAAACCCUGACAAUGUGACAGUAAGUAGACGCAGUCACAGCAUUGGCAACACCGACCUCAUCUCCCUCUACAACAACUGUUCUACAGAGAACCAAUGUGGGCAUCAGGCUCCCCGGCAUACAGCAACCGUUACAUUCUCCAUUGUCAGAUAUCAGUGCAUUGAUGAAGAUGUAAUUAUACCCAUGACUGAAGCCUCACAACGGAAUGCAUCUGAAACCACUAUCAUCUACAAGCAUACAGAUGAGAUGCCCAAGUCCAAGCAUAUUUGUACAAUUCAGUCACAGAUGCCUGUAAAUAUCACCGCUCUUGAUGUACGUCUUGGAGAUGGGAAUGAACCCGAAAGGUGUUCCAUUUUGACCAUUACUACGACACCGUAUACCUGCUCAGACGUGAUUUGGACCUAUAAACAGCUCCAAACAAUUCAAUCACCUGGACAGUCAUUCAUCACACUUAGAGUUCCGGAAGGAUCACGAUCAGUUGUUUGGCUUGGAAUCGCUUCCACAAGAAGCGUCUUUAUCAACUGCUAUGCUAAAGUUUCGACACGACGGACUGUGACAGCUCAGAUUCUGGCAUCCAGUAGUGUGACAGUGGGGACUAGAACAGACAGUACAUCAACAACAGGAGAGGUCACAACUUUUCCAAAUAAGGAUCGACUUCCCGUAUCCUCCCCUUCACGAUUCCCAGCUGGUGUGUUUAUGGGAGGGGUGGCUGCCGGAGCUGUUAUUGCCAUCCUGGUCGGUCUUGCAGUGUACGUCCUCGUUAUCAGACGUCGGUACGAUCUGACUGCGAAGAAACAAGGAGACACGCCAGCUUCUGUUGAACACCCAACUUACGCCGGCCUGUUAGCUGGGGCUGAUGUCAACAAUUAUGCCGUUAUCGAACAGACCUCAAGAUCUCAAGAGGAUACUACACAUGGGCCAACGGCUACUCCAGAUUACCAAACCAUCUGAUUUACCUACAUUAUCCAUUUCAUCAGUCACGAAUUUGUAAAAGUAACACAGCCAGAGUAAUUAUACUUGGUAAUUAUCUUACAGUUAUCCUGAAGCUGAUACAGAGUGUGUUUUCAGAUACGAAACUGGUGAGUGGUGUGGAUUGAGACACGUUAAAACUGACUGUUUUGAUACAAGUGACUAUCCAGAAGGUGUUGGCUUUUACAGUAACUAGACUGUACAACCUACUGUCCAUCGAACUUAAAUAUUCUUAGUAGUUAUACUUCUUAAUUUUCGAUAUUUGUGUGUCCUUAUAUAGUGAUGUUAUAUCUGCAGGACAGCUCAUUGUUUUCAUUUUGUUUGUAUAGUUCUACCCAUAGCAAAUGGAUAAGAAGGAGAGAUACAUGCAUACGUCUGGUAUAUACAGCGUGAACAAUAGCCAGGUUGAUAUUGUCGCUUUGAUGAAAACUGUUCCCACCAUGUGUACUGUAAACUCAAAUGUUAUAUCUACAAUAUAUGUGUCGAUGUGACACCUGUCUUCUUUAAUUUCAUAUUCCAUUCGUUUAACGAACAGACAUCCUGUCUUUGCAGUAAGCAACUAUUCUAACUGAACCAAGUCAACAAUUUCGCACUACAAUUGUUUAUGUAUCAUGUACAGUUAAGAUUCCGAUUACUCCAUUAUUUCAAAUGAUACUAACUUCAAUUUUAUGGUAAAAUUUAAUUACAUAGUAACCGUGCUCCUCAAUGUUUGUGUAAAUAUCUUCUAUGUACAUUUGCAUACUUUUCUAUGUAUAUUUUCAUAAAACUCUGUGCAUAAUUGCAUAAAUAGAAGCGUAAGGUAUUGGAAAUUACAGUGAUCCACGAGGAGCGAAUAUAUGCAUAUGUAUUUUUGCCUUUAUUGUACAAUGAAUAUAUUUAAAACUGGUUUGUCACCCCCAUAUAUUCAAUGUAUUCCGUUUUAUGUUCACGAAUUGCUGUAGGCUUUGUAAACUGGUGGGGAGGUUGAGGGUGUCACGUUCGACCUAAAGGAACCCCUGAUCUACUGUAUAAGGCUCUGUCGCGAAUUGACCUCAAUAAUCCCUCGCCCUUCCCUCUGUGUACGUACUUGACAAAAACGCCCAUCAUGUCACUAUCUAUAAUGUAUUGCUUACGCCUUUUGAUACGUUGUUACUGCAAAUACAGCUUGCCCUUUUUGAACCAACGGAUACCAUUCCAAAUAUUUGUCUCACCAGUUGGUAUGCCAUAACUGCUUCUACUAAGUCCUAGCUGCAAUUUGUAAUAGGCGAUGAUGACGUUGUUUAUAUCAACAAUAUCAGAUCAAGGAGGAACUAUAUGGUGAGAUACAAUCUAUGCAUUUCCCUCGAACUCACAGGGGAUUUCCUUCCCUGACAAUGACAAGGAUGUUAGUUCGUCAGCCGACUUUACAUGACGAUAUAUAGCAUCAUGACAAAAGCAUGGACAGUGAGAUAGUAGUUGAAAUAUGUGAGGGAAAUAGUGGCAUUAUCUUAUCACAUAUGUUUGCAGCCGCAGCAAAUGUUGAAAACCGUCAAUGUCGAAAACAAAACGGACAUCCCAACAAACUGAUCAUGCGAUAAUUAAUUUGAAUUAUACCAGCAACAUGAAUAUAAGGACUUAGGUUGUAAAGAAUGUAUGUUGAAGUAAAUCAUCACAGAAGCGUAACCAUAUGUUAAGG
Molecule: messenger RNA, 3022 nt
Organism: Haliotis rubra (blacklip abalone)
Lineage: Eukaryota; Metazoa; Mollusca; Gastropoda; Lepetellida; Haliotidae
Exons: 8
Coding region: 172-1350 (392 amino acids)
Source: RefSeq, a predicted model, not a curated record